Messenger RNA from Aspergillus puulaauensis, 714 nucleotides. RefSeq names its product spliceosome assembly protein PRP11. Gene Ontology annotation, molecular function: zinc ion binding; nucleic acid binding. Lineage: Eukaryota; Fungi; Ascomycota; Eurotiomycetes; Eurotiales; Aspergillaceae. Gene Ontology annotation, biological process: spliceosomal complex assembly. Gene Ontology annotation, cellular component: U2-type prespliceosome; nucleus; catalytic step 2 spliceosome. The transcript is spliced from 2 exons. The record is from RefSeq and is a predicted model, not a curated record. The coding region runs from base 1 to 714 and encodes 237 amino acids.
AUGGACUACCAGAACCGCGCAGGGUCCAAAUUCGGCGGCGGCGGCGUCGCCUCCCAAUCCGCCACAAACGCCGACAGACGCGAACGACUCCGCAAGCUCGCUCUCGAAACAAUCGACCUAGACAAAGACCCGUACUUCUUCAAGAACCACGUCGGCAGCUUCGAAUGCAGACUGUGCCUGACAGUCCACCAAAACGACGGGUCGUAUCUCGCGCACACCCAAGGACGCAAGCACCAAACGAACCUUGCGCGGCGCGCAGCGCGCGAAGCGCGCGAGGGGAAAAAUGCAGACCCAAAUGCUAUCCCUGGCGCCAUGGGCGUGCAGGUGCGCAAGCAGACGAUCAAGAUUGGGCGGCCCGGUUACAAGAUUACGAAGAUUCAGGAUCCCUUGACGAGGCAGUUGGGGUUGUUGUUUCAGUUGCAGUAUCAGGAGAUUACGCCCGGGGUGAAGCCGCGGGUGCGGUUUAUGAGUGCGUUUGAGCAGAAGGUUGAGGAGCCGCCGGAUAAGAAUUUCCAGUAUCUUGUUGUUGCGGCGGAGCCGUAUCAGACUUGUGGGUUUAAGUUGCAGGCGAGGGAGAUUGAUCGGCGCGAGGGGAGGUAUUGGAAUUGGUUUGAUGAGGAUAGUAAGGAGUUUUGGGUGCAGAUUAUGUUCAAGACAGAGCGUGAGGAGAGGUUUAGUGGUGUGCCUGGGCUGGCACCUAUGGGGGCUUCUUGA